Anopheles coluzzii is the source of this 2684-nucleotide messenger RNA. RefSeq names its product ribonuclease Z, mitochondrial (gene RNaseZ). Bases 96 to 2582 code for a protein of 828 amino acids. NCBI's taxonomy places the organism in Eukaryota, Metazoa, Arthropoda, Insecta, Diptera, Culicidae. The transcript is spliced from 6 exons. Gene Ontology annotation, molecular function: 3'-tRNA processing endoribonuclease activity. Gene Ontology annotation, biological process: mitochondrial tRNA 3'-end processing. The record is from RefSeq and is a predicted model, not a curated record. Gene Ontology annotation, cellular component: mitochondrion.
AGGGAAGCUGCUACCAAACCAUAUGAUUUCUGCACGUUGCACGUUGUUAAGUUUUCGUUUCGGUUGUGAGCACGGUGAGCACCAGUCCACAAUAUAUGUAUACAUUCAGCAGAUUGGUAAACUCUAAUGUAGUUAGAUCAAAAGUGCCUGUACGCUGGAACUCUGCGCAUAAGAAAUUGAACAAGCUGCUCAGCAAAAUGCCGCUCGAUCCGAAACACAUUGCCGAGGCACAGAAGCAACGUUUGAAGCUGAAGCAAAAGGUGUCGAAAGUUUCACCCGGCAUCGUGAACCUGCAGGUGUUGGGAUGCGGUGCACCGGGCACACCGGCCUCGGUGUAUCUGUUUACGGACCAAACCCGCUACCUGUUCAACUGUGGCGAAGGUACGCAAAGGUUGGCGUACGAGCAUAAAACGAAGCUGUCCUGUUUGGAAAACAUUUUCAUGACACGAACCAACUGGGAACGGAUCGGCGGCCUGCCAGGCAUCUGCUUGACGAUGCAAGACGUCGGUGUACCGGCCGUGUCGCUUCACGGACCGCCCGGGCUGGACGAGCUGUUCAAAGCGAUGCGACGGUUCGUCAUACUGAAGGACAUGAAAGUGGAAGCGUCCGAGUAUGCGACGGGGGAUGUGUACGAGGACCAUGUUAUGACGCUUCGCUACGUCGUGAUCAAUCGGCAACCGGCCAGCGGUACCAGGGAAGCCGGAUCCGACGAAGACCAAAACCAGGAUGAAGCCACCGUUGACGACACGGAUUACUAUGCGUACGAGAGAAAACGGGAAACACUUCAAAAGCCCCAAUCGGAUGCUGCUAAAACCGUUCAAUCGACCAACUGGACAAAGCGGGAGGAAAGUUCGGUAAUGGCUUACAUCUGCAAGCUGAAACCACGCCAUGGGCAGCUGUCGUUAGAGAAGUGUGUGGAGCUGGGUGUUCCGCCCGGGCCUCUGUUGGGACAGCUGAAAAAUGGCAACGAUGUUACGCUUCCCGAUGGUCGCGUUGUGAGAUCGUGUGAGGUGCGGGCGCCUGAUGAUCCCGGUCCGGUGUUCAUGUUCAUCGACAUUCCCAGCCGGGAGUACAUGGACGAUUUCGUGGCAAAGGCGGAACUGUUUGAGAAGUAUCAGCAAACAGCGGCGGAAGAAUCCGAUCAGGCCAUUUUUGUGGUGCACUUCAGUCCGCUCGAUGUGAUGCGCUGUGAUGAGUAUCGACAGUUUAUGGACCGGUUUUCCGCCAGCACCAGGCAUAUUGCGCUGAACGAGGUGAAUAGCUUUUCCGGGUACAUUGCGGCACACCGGAUACAGUAUCACUUGAACCAACUGGAUGGACAAAUCUUCCCGCUUCUAAGAGAGGAAAACAAUCAGUAUGCGGAUCCUCCAGCAAACGACACAGAUUUGGUGCGAUCGUCUUCACUGAGUUACAUGCACAUUCGACCUCCGAAAGGCAUCGAUAGAACGCUGGAGGCAUCCUUGAAUCCGCAGGAGUACCUUAAUGAACUGGAGCUGUUACCGGACUUUAAAGAGGCACUUGCUGAAUUGAAGCAACAACUCGCACAACACACCGCUCGAAGGUCUGCCGCGGUUAGGGCAGAACAAUUUCCACGCUUAAUUUUUCUCGGCACCGGAUCAUCGAUUCCGAACAAAACGCGAAACGUUAGUGCUAUUUUGAUCUUGACUAGCAAACAAUCAUCGAUACUGUUGGACUGUGGCGAAGGAACCGUGGGGCAGAUAUGGCGAGUUUUUGGGAAAGAGCAAGCAGAAGAAAUCUUGCGAUCGAUAAAAACGGUCUACAUUUCUCACCUACAUGCAGAUCAUCAUCUAGGUUUGAUUGGUCUGUUACAAGCUCGCAAGAAGCUGUUGGGUGAUAAUUGUGAACGCUUAACUCUGGUGGCACCGGAACAAAUUUCCUACUGGCUGAGGCUGUACGAUUGUCGGUUCGAAACCAUCCACAAAGACUAUGUGCUUGUAAAGAAUGCUGAUCUGUUGGAAAAUCCUCUACAAGAUGAAAAGCUGCUAGCACUGGGCAUCAAGGAGAUUGCCACCUGUCGCGUUCGCCACUGUCCCCAUUCGUUCGGGGUCGCGUUGAAAGUGGCAUCGCUUGGAACGCACCCGGAAACGAACAUCGAAGGAGAUGUAAAAAUCACGUACAGUGGCGACACGAUGCCUUGCGAAAGCCUGAUCGAGCUGGGCCGUGAUUCGACCGUGCUCAUACACGAGGCAACGAUGGAGGAUGAACUAGCAGCGGAGGCACGCAUCAAAAUGCACAGUACACUGUCGCAGGCGAUCGAACAGGGCCGUAAAAUGAAUGCACGAUACACGCUGCUAACACACUUUAGCCAGCGGUACGCCAAAAUUCCCCGCCUCCGGCCAGAUCAGCAGCAGACGGGCCUGGGCACCGAUCUGGGCAUUGCCUUCGACAACAUGGAAGUAACGCUGGACGAUUUGCCAACAUUGUGUAAGUUCUAUCCCGCCCUAAAAGCCAUGUUUAUCAGUCACUUUGAGGAAAUGGAACAGAAGGCGAUAAAGCGGGGCAACAAAAAGUUACGCCUCGAAACGGCUACCAGAAGCAAAGAAUGUUCGCCAACGCGAUGAGUCAGCUUCUGCUACGAUAUAGAAUAGGGAUUGGUAAGGAACAAUCUUUUAAAACAGUGAAAUAAAACAUGAAAUUGAAAGCAAAUGCAUCAUUCACAAACA